Messenger RNA from Clunio marinus, 1051 nucleotides. The record is from the annotation of a GenBank genome assembly. NCBI's taxonomy places the organism in Eukaryota, Metazoa, Arthropoda, Insecta, Diptera, Chironomidae.
GCCCGUCAUUUGCUCAUAUACCUAUUUUGAAAUUGGAAGUAUGAAAUUUAUUAAGUUAGGUAAAUACUCGUUGAAUACAUACUCGUCAGCUUGAAUAGUGGAAAUAAUACUGAAAUAGAAAGAUUAUUGUAGAAUAUCUGAAUUAAAUAAUUAGAACUUAAAAGUAUUUUGUAAUACCGAUGAAUUGAAAUUGAAAAACAGCCUUGCUAACUUAUAUCAAUAUUUUACUCUCUUGGAAGAAACUCUGUUGUGUGAUUGUUAAGAAUACUUAAAAAUAUAAUUUAUAUUAAAGUAGUUCUUAAAUAAAAUCUGAACAUGAGCAAAUUUCAAUCUAAAUGUUCAUUUUGCGAUGAAUCUCCUUUCACUAGCAGAGAGAAGGCUUAUUAUAGUUUCCCUGACUCGAGAAAAAAUCCUGCACUUUACGUAAAAUGGUGUAACAUUUUGAAUAUUGAUGCUAAAGAAGAAAAGAUAAAGAAGCCUCUUGUGUGUCGAAAACAUUUUCAUCCAUAUAGCAUCGUAAAGGAUACUGGCGAAUUAAAACCGAGGAGUUUACCAAGGAAAGUUUGUCGUGGAGCACCAUAUAAAAGAAAAACAAUUGAGGAUCCCCAAGAUAAGCCACUCAAAAAGGAACCAACAGAACAUCAAAUUAUCAACGAAUCAACCAAUAACGUAAAGCAGAAUGAAGAUCAACAACAACCCGGUGUAACUUCAGAACUUGAACGAAUCCUAACUCAAUCUAUGCCGAAUCCGAAAAAGAAUUCUUUACCGAGUCGAGAUGAGAUAUCUGAUGAUGAACAAUUCUUAGAUUCAUUGCUGCCAUCAGUAAGAAGCAUGAACUUCGAACAGAAAUGGUAUUUUGAGAAAGAAAUGUUUAAUCUGCUAAUGGAUGGCUGAAUAUUUUUGAUUGUUACAUAAUUAAUGUUCUCCGUAUGUUACUCAAUGAGAAAGUUGUCAUAUUAAGUUAAUUUUUUUCUUGUAAGUUUAAACUUUCUAUAAAUUUUCCAUUUAACAUUUUGAAAGAAACCAAAAAUAAAGAUAAUUUUCAUGAAAA